GGCAGCACAAAAACUUUGGAAAGUCUGUGAUUCGUCACUGUGCUGCCUGCAGCCACGUCCUGCUCCGUGGAUUAUAAAGCCUCUAAAGCUCGAACACCUCCAGGACCUGGACCAAAAAACGGCUGCUUCAUUUCUGCCUCGGAACAAGGACGCUCCAUUUGACCAAACCACACCGGAGACGAAGCUUUUACCUACAAAAAGAUGGAGGGAUACCUGACAGUGCUCGUCCUGCUUCUCUGCACCACCUCUGCAGCCUCCGCAGCUUCAAGUCAGACAUGUGAACCAAAGGAGGUAAAGGACAGCCAAUCGAUGUACGUGAGCGAGAUCCUAACUGGAUGCUGGACCAAUUUUGUCAGAGAAGACAAGAUGGAGGUCCACAUCCUUAACCUGAUCUGGAGCAAGGAUCCAAACCUGUUCUCUCUGGAUUUCAACUACUCCAAGCCGAUGAUUUUUAUCGUCUCAUCUUCAGAAAAGUCAUACGGUCACCAGCAGAGCUCCAGCGAGGAUGUAAACCUUUAUAUAAGAAAUGAUUCUUUAAUUAGCAUGUUUGGUUAUUCUGGCAACAUCCACACGGAAGACUUCCCCUCCGACAGCGAGGAACUGGUGAAAUGGGCUGAGCAGAAGUUUGGGGGUGUGACUUCAUUCACUACCAUAAGAAAUCUGAAAACGCUGAAGCUGACUGGAACACAAGGAAACAAAAACGGCCCAUCUACUUGUUUACUAGAAAACGAAGAUGGGGUAAAGAAGCACUUCAUGCAGAUUGAAACAAACCCUUCAUGGCUCAAGUCUUGCUCUCUGCAGGAACAAAACACCGGUGAAGAUGAGCUUCACAUGAUAAACAUCCCAGAGAAUUCCAACAUUCGCAAUGUGUCUCUGCUCAUAAAACCUAUGAAGACCCGCGUGUUCCUGAGGGGCCCACAGGGAACCACGUGGACCAUCCUUAACUUACAAGAAGUCAUGUUUGGUUCUAACAAUGUCAUCCUGCUGCCCACAUCCAAUCACAAAAUCAGCCCAACGCACCAAAACUCACCAAACAGUGACCAUGCAGGGAAUGUGCAGAGGACAGCUCUGGAUUAUUUCAGUGCCACUCACUUCUGCAGCUACAGUGAAAUCACCCUAAACAGCACAGCUGUUUCUCUGAUUAUUGAAAAAGCACACAGCUCUGGAGGGGUUUCACCUACUGUUACAGUAACCAAACCAAACAGUGCCGUGACCACUAAUUCACCUCAUCAGAUGCCUUUCAAUAUGCAGUUCUUCUCCUCCCCAAAAUACUGGUCACCCUUGAACGCAGAAACCAAAGUCCAGUGUGACAAGAGAAUCUACGCAGAGAUUUCUGGAAGGAUUUUGGGAGACAUGGUGCUGACUAUGAAGGUGAUUAGCUGCUUUGUGCGCUCCAAGGGCUCGUGCCCUGUAGUGAAAGAGCUGCCCUUCAUUCCAGAGCCCUGCUCUGUGGACUCCUGUCACAACAGCACUCGACUCAGCUUCUCCUUAGAUCCGCUUCAAGAGCUGACAUCCACCAAGUGGGAUUUGGAGUGUUCCGUCAAACUUUGCCACAACGAGAAAUGUGGAGACGGAGGACAGGUGAGGAGGACCCUGGAGGUCACGCAGCCGUGCCGGCAACAACAAAACUCUCCAUGCAUUGAUUUUGGCCUGUCUGCUGUUCUGGGAAUUGCUUUUGGAGGCUUCCUGAUUGGAGUAUUACUUAUUGGAGCACUGUGGUUUAUCAAGAUUAAGACAGGGUACCCAGCUGGACUGGACAUGAGGUCAACUGCAGCUGGUCUUCCUGGAUGUCCCUGUUCAACAUCGAAGCGACAACCGGUCUCUACCAACACGUCUCCCUCUGAGAACAGCAGCGCAAACGCCAGCAUUGGAAGCACCCAAAGCACACCGACCAGCAGCAUGGCAUGAGAUUAGUUUCUUGUUCCAGCGGGGCCACCACCUCCCUUCAAAGUCACCUAUAUGGAUCUGUGUCUCCCUCCGCUCCCUACUCCCUUUUAAAUUCUUGUUUGAAAAGCACAAAUGAUGUCUUUGACAUAACACAUCUGAAAUGGAUGUGAUCUGGGAGUUUGUUGGUGUAGAUGGGAAGGGCUGUUUGAUGAGUAACCAAAGUCUUUUUUCAUUAGCUUCAGAAGUUCACCUUUGCUGCCUCUCUGUAAAGUCAAACUUUUAGACAGGAAGUUUAAGAGGCCAAGAAGAAAAAAAACCUGGCUCCAAGAAACAGGAAAAACAAACCAUAUCCCCCAAGAGCUAACAGGAAAUUCACCACAUUCCAUUUAAUGAAUUGUGCUCGUGUGAUGGGAGCAAAAUAAUAGUCAUACAGGAGACAAACCGGUCCAACUUCGAAAAAACAGAUGAGAAGCUGUUUUGCGAACAUCAAAGACACAAAAACACGAAAGCUCUGUUUUCCCAAGUCAGUCUCCCAAACUCAAGAACAACAUUUUUAAAGACAGAAGACUUCAAACCAGGCAGUGAAGCACUCACUUUCAUGAUGUUUGUUUUAAUUGGAGUCCAAGGAUAAUGGUUUGCAGCUACCUCUUAUUGUUUAGAAGUCUGGAGCUAAACAGAAGAUUAAAAAUAAGAUUUCUCUAGUCAUGCUAUUAUUUCUUCUUCUCUAGAUUUCGCUAAAUCUUUCUCGCUUGACCUUAAAGUGACCUUGUGGGUCAUGGUCAGUGCAAAUAAAAUGAUGGAGCCAUUUUCAUGCUAUGUGUUAUAAUGCGAUGACUAAUCUAAACUAUUUGAAACAAAUAACCGUUCAGGAGAAAAAAGAAAUAAAAGUCCCCAGAAUGUGUCACCUUUGUCAUGAACAAUACCACUUUAUGAGAUUACUGUAUUCAGAGCUGAGUAAUAUUUCCCACAUGAUGUAUCAAACUGAAUUACUAGAGAUCAGACUCCUAUAUCCAUCAUUAUGUUCCACUCAUUCAGUUUUGUCCUGAGGGUGGAGUUUCCCUAAAAUAGUCUAAAGGUUGAAUUCCUGUACUUUUCCUCUGCACAGUGAUCUUACUCACCAGUGACAAGAACUAUUAGCUCCAAGGACAUGAAAUUGUCCUUUUAAUUUUACAUUCAUGUUUUCAGGCUUUAUUAUUCAUCAAAUUUGAAUGUAAAAAGUGGAACUCUUCACACUUUACAGUUGCGAUUUAGCAUGGAUUUAAACAGCAGCUUCACUGAGAAACCAUUAUUUAUUUAUUAGUUUAGAAAAUGAUCAGCCACUCUGAGUUUUUCAUGCAGGCUGAACAUGAAAAUAGUCUCCUACACCCAUUAGCUUUUUAUAGAAAAAAGAGCGAAAAGUGCUUGGUUCAGAAAACCCUGACAGAUCUACGUCACACUGUCACUUAACAUUCAUGGACUCACCCAUCACUCACGCCAGGAAGGGCUGUUGUUGGUUUACGUCUCAGCUAGUAGAAGCUAACCAUUAGCAUUAGCAACUCCACCACAUAGCAGAACUCCUUCAGGCUUGUGUUAUUUGUGGAGAUGAAACAUCAACAUUGCAGAACAAAUGAAGAGUCACACUGCUGUUGGCCUAUCAGAGACAAGUUGUCCAAAUAUCAGGAAAUAAGUCUCUUUUUGUUUUCUCCUUGUCCUGUUCGCUGUAAAACAAUCAGAAUUGAUGUGCGAGUGCUGAAGACAAGCCUUACAGUUUUACUCUCACAGGUGGAGCACUGCAGCUUCUGCUAUAAUGCCUCACCUGACACAAAAACUUUAUUAGAAAUAUGUUCAGUUUUAAAUCCCAACGAACACAGACAGAUACGAAAGAGAAAGGGAGGAGAAGAAAGGAAAAGGUGGGGAAAGAACAAAAAUUUCACAAAAAUAAACAAUAAAGGAUGUAGAAAAAUCUGCUUCUAGACCUGCAGAAAAAGAGAGAGAAAAAAAGGGAGGGACACACAAAAAGACAACAGAGAUGAACAAAAACACAACAGAACCAAAAUAUCACUGCGCUAGCAUGUGAGGAUAUAUAACAGGAACAAUUUUUGCUGAAAAGUACACGGUAAAAAAUUCACAGUGCAUUUAGUGCCGGCCACAGCCCUAGGUUAUGUGUUCAAAAUGCCCACUUUCUCCUCCAGCAGACUUCUAUAUCCUCAAACAGGGGCAUGGGUUUUAAUUCCCCUGAGUAGGAGUUACAAUUCCUCCUGGAGACCACUGCAAAUGUUUAAAAAAUGUGAGUAAAAUUGACCUUCAAAGAUCUGAUACUUAAAUUCUGCCUCCUUGUUUUACCUAACCUCUAAUUAGAGAUUAACAGGGAAAGAUUUACUCAUUUAAUGGAUUGAUUUUAUUUUAUUUUUUUAUCAAUCAACAGAGCAUUUAUUUUACAGCUCUGAAAAUGAAAAAAAAAUCUAGUUACAUUUUGGACUUCGGCCUAUCUGAAACUCCUAUAAUUUUGUUCUUCAGAGGAAAGAGGAAUGCUGAGGAAAACCUCUUUUUUUUCCCCCAAUUAUAACUCACCUCAAUGAAAAUGUUCUAACGUGAAGACAGGCUUUUGGAAUUUAGAGUUUGCAAAGGGUCUUGGCAUAAAUGAAUUAGCAAUAUCAGCAUAGUUAUUUAAAGCCUAAAGCUUUCUGUUAGCACACACAGAAAUGUACAAAUUAUUUCUAUUAACCAUGUUUUUUUAAAUAUUAGAUUAAUACACAACACUUCACAUGAGUGCUAACCUAAACCCUGUUACACCUUUUAAAUUAAAAUAUUUUAAUCAGCUCUGAAUACAACGAUUUGAGCUCUAUAGAACAAUAAAUUCCUCUUUUGCCUUAAAUACUUUGUAGCUCAAAUGUUCUUUAGCCUCUUUGUAAACCUUUAUAAAACUUAAGUACAUUUACCUUAAUAUAACAAAAGUAUGAUCUUUGAAAAUGUUUUAAAUGAACUUACCAUCUAAAAUCCACAAUGCUGAUGUCAAUAGUUCUAUUGAACGAUAACCCGACACAAAGUUUCCAGUUUCAAUAAUUAAAAAAAAUGUAUUUAUUUAUUCAGCUUCAAUAAUAUCCUCCAACAUGCAUCAAACCAACUACAUGUUUUCUGUCUUUUCAUUCUAUGAGAUAUGUAACUAACUCCUUACGUGCAUGUGCUUUUAGGCGUUUUUAUUUGACUUUAUUUUUGGUUGAGACAGAACAGAGGGCCAGUACAAAUUGCCGCUUGAGAAUUUGUGCAAUACAAUGAGGCGAACUUGUAUGUAAUGUCUAUAUUGUGUAAGUGUUGUAUGAUAAUCUUACUCUGAAUUAUUUCAUAACCUGAUUUGUUCUUUGUUGUAUUUAAAGAACUGGGACAAUUCCUAAUCAAGGCACAUGAUUGGUUUUGUAUGUUUUAUAUAUCUUGUAGUGUUGAGUUUAAACUCUGUUUCAUCCCAUGUCACAUUUUUCUGAUGUAUUCAGUUCAUUGGUCUCUGUUUGACUUUUGCCCAUUAAUUACCCCAAAGUCUGACAAAAUCCCAUAAAACACACCACACCGGUGGUGUUGUACAUCCCGUGAUUGUAUUGUGUUCAUUGUUAUCUUCAGUGGGUGUGAUGGCCCAUUCUUCUGUCUGAAGACAGGAUGUUUCAUCACUAGAGCAGCAUCUCGGAUAAAAAUUCAGCACUCUGUUAUCAAUAUCCCACCCAUCCUUGUUUGCUGUAUUGACAUGAACUUUUUUCCGAUGUCAGGCAUUCUGUGGGCUGCCUGGGUUAAAGCAAUAACUGUCUGAAUGCUGAAAUCAGGCAGAGGCACAGUUAAUCUAGUGUUAUCUCUGUGCUGAAGUAGGCAGACUUUCGCCACUCAAAUUGGGUUCAUUAGUUGAGGGGGAAAAAAACUCAAGUGAUGCAAUGUUUCUAUUUUUCCUAAAAUCAAAUAAUAAAUGUAAUAAAUACAUUUGAGAGACA
This is a messenger RNA of Nothobranchius furzeri (turquoise killifish), 5837 nucleotides long. RefSeq names its product endoglin (gene eng). The record is from RefSeq and is a predicted model, not a curated record. NCBI's taxonomy places the organism in Eukaryota, Metazoa, Chordata, Actinopteri, Cyprinodontiformes, Nothobranchiidae.